AAAAAAAUUAUGUCUUUGAUAGACGUGACGUGCACAUCUUUGACAAAUUGAUGUCAGCAAUUUGAUUGACUCUGAUAAUAAUUUUCUUUAAUUAUUUACAUAAAAUUUUACUCUUCCAAAGAUGCAAUGAAAUUUUAACAAUCCAUUUCAGGUUUCUGUAAAGAAAUUUUUGCUUCCAAACUGUUUUUUAAUCUUGUGAAUAUUCGUCAUGUCCAUAAGACGUCGAAUAGAUCCAUCGAAAGCAAUACGGAUAUGGGACACAAUAAAAAUUACAUUGAACCAAAGAAAUUUACCAACGUACGAUCGAAUUGCACGUCAUUUGGCACGUGUUUAUACAAUUUCGGAACAAUCAGCUCAGGAUGAAUUGAGCAGUGCAUUAUUGGAUGGACUUUUAUUAAAAACACUGCCUGGAAAAUGUGGCACUGAACAAGCAAUUUUAUCAUUACCAACAGAAACGAUUGAUAACGAUACAUACGAUUGGUACUGUUGCGAAUGUCAUAAAGCUGGAAAAGUCGAUUGCUGUCAGCAAUGUCAUCGUGUUUUUCAUUUAGAAUGUCACAAACCAGAGGAUACGGGGAAAAAAAUCUGUUCCUUUUGUGAAAAAAUAAAUAGCGACACGUUUGCUGAUAGAGAGGAAUUAAACAAAAUUUUAGGCUACAUGUGUGGACAUUUGAAAGCAAAAUUACCAGCGGAAAUCACAAAUCGACAGAUUGUUGAAGAUAACACUUCACCUGUUGUACCUCCUGGUGGUUUAGCGGGUCCAACUUGGAUCAGCGAGGGUGAGGAUUCAUGGAGGCCGGGUAUUUUAAUUAAAAAUCACAUGGACCUUGCAAUGAUGGAUGCGAAGACACGUCGAAAAGAGUAUAAAAAUCUCGCUGAAUUUCAAGCCGAGGCUCACAAUAUUCUUCAUAAUAUUGUCAUUUAUCAUGGAGAGCAGAGUAUAGUUGGAGAAAUGGGUUUGAGAAUGUAUGAAGAUUGUUGCUACGAUCUUCAAGAAAUACGUCGUUGUUCUGAUUGUUAUCGACUUUCAAAUGAAAAAGGCGAGAAAAUGUGGUUCUGCAAACCCUGCAAUCCCCCUCAUAAAUUAGUUUACGCAAAACAAAAGGGCUAUCCAUAUUGGCCGGCAAAAGUCAUGCAAAUCUUGAAAGGUAAUGUUUACGAUGUGAGAUUUUUCGGUGGGCAACAUUUAAGGGCAAACAUCAGCGAGGAAUUCAUACGCCAAAUUAAUGUUAAUCUAAAAAGUCUUCAGAUUAAAAAAUCGAAUGCAUGGAAUAAAGCAUACGAUGAACUAAAACACCAUCAAGCCUUACUUCAAAAACUUGGCAAAAGAAAGAAUUCUGAUACAAAUUCAAUGAAUUUGAAAGAGAAAAAAAUUCGUAAAUUGGAGAAAUCAAAUACCAAAGAAGUACCAAACUUUCCAUUGAAGAAACAACUUUUAAAAGACUUGAGAGUUAAAGUUGAGAGAAUAAGUUCAGAAGGUAGUUCAGAUCAAUCAGAAAAGGAGGAUAAAGAUGAAAAGGAUAAUUUAUCAUCAAAAGUGAUAAAGAAAAAAACACCAGAAUUGCAUUUACCAGUUGUUCAUGAGAAUGCUGGUGAAAUUUCCACAACUUUUCCACAGGGUAUGAAAAAAGAGGGUUCACAAGAGGAUAUGGUUACGUCCAGUUCUCAGGAACCAAGGACAAAAUGUGUUCUAAUACAAACGGAACAAGUUCAAUCUGAUGUUUUUCCUGGAAAGGUGAAGAGAGAACGGAGAACUUCUGAUCAACAUGGACUGAUUGAUAAAAUGAGACAGGAACUUCGUCAGGAAAUGGAAAAAGAGAAAUGCAGAGAAAUUGAGAAUCUUCAGGCAGAACAUGCGAAGCAAGUGCGACAAUUAAAGGAAAGACACCAACAACUUGUUUCCGAAAUUAAGAAAAAACAAUGGUGCUAUAAUUGCGAGACCGAAGCAAUUUACCAUUGCUGUUGGAAUACUGCUUACUGUAGCACAGAAUGCCAGCAACUUCAUUGGCAGCGCGAGCAUAAGAGAGUAUGUCGACGAAAACGAUAACGAUUGAAUUCAACAACAUUGUCGAACAGAUCGCUGAAAGCACAAAUAUUUCUUCUUGACAUGACGGAAUUGCUUUCCAAGCCUUUCUUUUAAUAAAAAGGCAAUGUUUUAUUACGAAAAAAAA
This is a messenger RNA of Leptopilina heterotoma, 2171 nucleotides long. RefSeq names its product zinc finger MYND domain-containing protein 11. Bases 209 to 2047 code for a protein of 612 amino acids. Gene Ontology annotation, biological process: regulation of transcription elongation by RNA polymerase II. The transcript is spliced from 7 exons. Gene Ontology annotation, molecular function: protein binding; transcription corepressor activity. Lineage: Eukaryota; Metazoa; Arthropoda; Insecta; Hymenoptera; Figitidae. The record is from RefSeq and is a predicted model, not a curated record.